Molecule: messenger RNA, 1924 nt
Organism: Lucilia cuprina (Australian sheep blowfly)
Lineage: Eukaryota; Metazoa; Arthropoda; Insecta; Diptera; Calliphoridae
Gene: Snmp1
Product: sensory neuron membrane protein 1
Exons: 7
Coding region: 75-1676 (533 amino acids)
Cellular component (GO): membrane; cytoplasm
Molecular function (GO): scavenger receptor activity
Source: RefSeq, a predicted model, not a curated record
ACGAUAUCUCUAUAUUUCGUUUUGUUUUAAAAUUUUAUUCUAAUUACAAAAAUUUACAAAUUUCCCACAAAAAGAUGCAAAUAAAUCGCAAUAGACUUUUAUUGGUAUCGGGUGGGGUUUUUGUUUUUGCCAUUAUGAAUGGUUGGUUAAUAUUUCCGAAAAUUUUAAAAUUCGUUUUAAAAAAACAAGUUAAUCUGAAACCCGGUUCGGAUAUACGUGAAUUAUGGGAAAAUACGCCAUUUCCAUUGCAUUUUUAUUUUUAUGUUUUCAAUAUCACCAAUCCGGAUGAGUUUUUAAAUGGAGCUAAACCGAAUUUACAAGAAAUCGGUCCAUUUGUAUUUGAUGAAUGGAAAUCAAAAUUUGAUUUAGAAGAUGAUGAUGAAGAGGAUACUGUAACAUAUCAUAUGCGUAAUACUUUUAUAUUUAAUGCUAAAGCUUCGGCUCCUUUAACGGGAGAAGAGGUGAUAACUAUGGUUCAUCCAUUAAUAGCGCCCAUUGCUGUCGUGGUAUUACGUGAAAAGGCCGCCAUGAUGGAAUUAAUUGUCAAAGCUAUUGAGAUAGUAUUUCGUGGUCAUAAAGGUGUGCUUACAGCCCCUUUUAUGGAUAUAUUCUUUCGUGGUUUUUAUGUUGACUGUUCAUCGGAGGAAUUUGCUUCGAAAGCUUUAUGUACGGCCUUCUAUACGGGUGAUGUUAAGCAGGCUCAGCAGGUUAAUGAUACACAUUUUCUAUUCUCAUUUAUGCAGGCGGCCAAUAAUUCAGAUGCUGGCAAAUUUACCGCCUGUCGGGGGGUUAAAAAUGUUCACAAAAUGGGUAAAAUUAUAUUAUUUCAAGAUGAGCCCGAGCUGGAUGUUUGGGCUGGUGAUGCCUGCAAUCAAUUGAUCGGCACCGAUUCUACAGUCUUUCCUCCUUUUCUACACAAAGAUGAGGGCUUAUGGGCUUUUACACCUGAUCUAUGCAGAUCUCUAGGAGCUCAUUAUGUGCGUAAAAGUUCAUAUUCUGGUUUGCCAGCAAGUUUUUUCUCUUUGGAUUUUGGAGAUUUAAAGAACACUCCUGAAUUACAUUGUUUUUGUGAUGAUCCCGAUGAUCCGGAGAGCUGUCCGCCCAAGGGUACCAUGAGUUUACAGGCUUGUAAUGGUGCUCCCAUAUUAGCCUCUUUGCCUCAUUUUUACAAUGCAGAUCCAAAAUUACAGGAAGGUGUUAAUGGUUUAAAUCCCAAUGAACAUGAUCAUGCUAUUUAUAUAGAUUUUGAAUUGAUGUCUGGUACACCUUUAAGAGCUGCCAAACGUUUGCAGUUUAGUUUAGAUCUGGAGCCAGUAGAGGCUAUAGAACAGGUUAGCAAAGUACCAAGGGUAGUUUUACCCAUGUUUUGGGUAGAAGAGGGUGCGGCCUUAAACAAAACCUAUGUCAAUAUGCUGAAAUAUACUUUAUUUUUGGGUCUACGCUUUAAUGUUGGCUUACGCUGGACUUUAAUAACUUUAUCAUUGCUGGGCCUAAUGGGUGGUGGUUAUCUGUAUAUGAAAAAAACUGAUAGUUUGGAUAUAACCAUACCGAAUAAGGAUAAUAAAGUGUCUAAUGUUAAACCGGUUUCAGCCACAACAGCGCCGGUAGAAAUGAAACCGCCGCCACAUUCACUGGCAAACGCCGAUUUGACAAAUCAAAAAGUUGAAAAAUUUUAAAGUUUAAAACUUGUUGUUGAGACACAAACUUAAAAAGCAUAAAUAAAGUUCAACACUAUUUAUAUAAGAUACAAACUUUUGCAACACUAAUGUAAACACUAAAAAUUGACAUUUCAAACAAAGCACAUUGGCAACACUAAAGCAAACCAUAUUCAAGUGCUGCCACAUUGUUUAAUAGUCUUAAAAGCAAUUCUAUUUGUUGUAUCUUAUAAAACAAAUCAAUAAAACCUAAAAUUUUCAUAAAAAUA